AUGGCCAUCACUCCGUCCCAGGUGCGCCAAAACUACCACCCCGACUGCGAGGCGGCCGUCAACAGCCAGAUCAACCUGGAGCUGUACGCCUCCUACGUGUACCUCUCCAUGGCCGCCUACUUCGACCGCGACGACGUGGCCCUGAAGCACUUCGCCCGUUACUUCCUGCGCCAGUCGCAUGAGGAGAGGGAUCACGCCGAAACGCUGAUGGCGCUGCAGAACCAGCGCGGGGGCCGCGUCUGCCUUCGCGACAUCAAGAAGCCCGACCGUGACGACUGGGAGGGCGGCCUGCAGGCCAUGGAGUGUGCCUUUCACCUGGAGAAGAGCGUCAACCAGAGUCUCCUGGACCUGCACCAGCUGGCCACCGACAAGGGCGACGCGCAGCUCUGCGACUUCCUAGAGAGCCACUAUCUGCACGAGCAGGUCAAGACCAUCAAGGAGCUGGGCGGCUACCUCACCAACCUGCGCAAGCUGGGGGCCCCGGACACCGGCCUGGCCGAGUACCUCUUUGACAAGCUCACCCUGGGUGGCAGCGACAAGGAGAACUGA
Messenger RNA from Nycticebus coucang (slow loris), 549 nucleotides. Its product is annotated as ferritin heavy chain-like. Gene Ontology annotation, molecular function: ferrous iron binding; ferric iron binding. Bases 1 to 549 code for a protein of 182 amino acids. Gene Ontology annotation, biological process: intracellular iron ion homeostasis; iron ion transport. The record is from RefSeq and is a predicted model, not a curated record. NCBI's taxonomy places the organism in Eukaryota, Metazoa, Chordata, Mammalia, Primates, Lorisidae. Gene Ontology annotation, cellular component: cytoplasm. The transcript has a single exon.